UUUUGCUUCUGCAACCUCCUCCUGGCCCCCAGCAAACCGCCUGUAACUACGACUUUACGCAUCUGCGCUGCACUAUAAAAUAGGCGUUGUGGAUAUACAGGGCUUAGGAGUGUACAGUAUUGUUUUUUAAUCGCCAAAAACGCCGCAAACAACCUCCGACGAGAACUGCCGAACCCCCGUUUCCGACCACAACACUCCUUUGCUUCACCAAAACACCCUCGGCUUCCUAGGCUACCGUCUGCGGUUCAAAUAUACAGAGAAACGCUUCAACGGCACCGUUUUCUGGUCAUCAUAGAUGGGGAAUUAAUCGCGAUUUUCUCUUAAUUAUACCCUGCGGGUAUCCGCCAACAUGACAUCCAGAUAUCAUUUUGACUCAAACCGGCGGUCACGGUCCCCGCGCGACAGGUCCCCAGACCGCUUCAACCGUAAUGGCCCCUACGAUCCAGACCGCCGUCGAUCCUCCGCAGAAUCACGCUCCAACUCCUCUGGCUUCCCGCCUAGAGAUGGAUUCGGCGAUCCUAUGAGGCGGGAUCCUCCUCGCGGCCCCAAGGCCCUCGGCGACAGCCCUGGUGGCCCCCGUGGCGGAGGGUUUGCGGGCGACUUUCGAGGUGGUCGCGGUGGUGGUCGGGGUCGCGGCCGCGGCUGGGCAAGAGAUGAUAGCCGUGAACGAGGGCGCGAUAGAGAUAUGGAUUAUCGUGACCGCUAUCGCGACGAGCGAAGUCGAGAGCGAGAUAGAGACCGCGACAGAGACUGGCGCGACCCGCGCGACUUUCGAUCACGGCGAUCACCCAUCCCCAGAGCACGCUCACCACCUAGAGAUUUCCGAGACCGAGAUCGCGAUCGCGACUUACCGCCACCACUGGACGUAGACCGUCCACGACGCAACUCACGCGACGGUGGCCCCCCAUCAGCCGGCUCCUCUGCCUCUGAUCCUGCCUUUGGUCUGCCGCCAUUCAGUCGAGGUGGCGGCUACAUCCGCGGCCGCGGCCGUGGUGGGCGUGGCGACUGGCCUUCUGAUCGCGGACGUGGACGAACACCAUAUGAUGAUCGUAAUGACCGUUAUCCACGCAGCCGCUCGCAGGAAGGACGCUGGCGAGAUCGCGAUGACCGUGAUCGCAACGACAGAUACCCUGACAACGAUAUGCACCGCGACAUGAGAGACGAUCGAGACCGUUCUGACCGCGACUUAUUCCGUGGUAGACAAGAAUCCAGAGCCCCGAAUGUAGCCGACACCAUCACACAAUCUAGAGAAGUCUCCCCUCCUCCAAUCGCGCCAUCAGCACCAGCCUUUGGGUCUGUUCCAAACCGUGCCUCCAUCUCAGAUGAUCGCAACCAUCAAAAUAGCAGCAAACCACACGGCGAUCGCCCUACUUCAUCUAGCAAUACCGCCACCAAGGACUCGCCAACGCUUUCUGACAGCCGACUUCCCGCUCGCCAAUCUAGCAAGCAAUGGAGCCGUGAGGCUGGCGGAUCAAGUAACAACCGCCAACAAGACGAAGCGGUCGACCGCCGAGCUCGUUCACCGUAUAGCGCGGAACCUGGAGAGAUCACCGUCAAAUCAGAGGCAGAGGUUGACGAACCAUCGCGAGAGGCGCCCAAAGAGGAACCAGCUCCCGAAAACGCCGACUCAAAACCUGCCGAAGGGGUUAAAAAGGCUGCAGAGGUGAAACCGAUUGUCGAUGCUGCCGAUCAGCCGAACAAGCCUAUGGAAGAGCCAAAAACCGAGAAGCCCAAACCCCGUGUAUUGCCCGCCGUACGCGCUGUUCGCUUUUCACUACCCUCCAAGACAGCGCCAGCAGAAAAUCCAUCGGAUUCCGAUGACGAUGACGAUAUGGCCGACUAUUUCGCUAUGCAAAUCGAUAAGACACAGGCAGAGCUGAACAAGCUCCAAGCCACUGAUGUCCCACUAGGCGUUCUCUCGCGGUAUGCUGCACUGUCCCAUGGCUCCAUGGUACAGCUCAUGUACGAGAAAGAAGGCCUAACAGAUAUGCUUGGUGAGCUCCCUAAGGGGGUUGAGCUUCCUGGUGAGACACCCAUUGCCAAGUCAGCUCCUCCUCAGGCUGUCGAAGAAGAGCCUGUUCAACAACCAGAGGUGGCCAGCCCUGCUAAAGUUGAGGAGGUGCCUACACUACAAGUUUCGGCGCCACCACUUCGCGCUGUUGAUGCCGAUCCCAAGCAUGACGCUAUGGAGCUCGAUAGAGAGCAAACACAGGAGCCCUCUCGUCCCCAAAGCUCUUCAAAAGGCAGUGUCAAGGCUAGUGAGGUCGGUUCUGAGGAGCCCAUGAAGGAUGCUGAUCCCGUUGUUGAAGAGGCUGCCCAAAUUGAACUUGACAGUGCAGAUUUAGUAUCGAAGCAGCCAAGCACGCCUUCACAAGUUGAGGACGAAGAUGAGACGGAGUCUGAAGACGACGCUUACGUGGAUGUUGACGCCGUACGUGAGUUUAUGAAGACCCCAGAGGUGACAGAUAUGCCAGAUUUCAACAUGACAACGUGGGAUAAGGACACUACGUUAUUAGAGUCGUUUAAUUCCGAUGCUGCGAUCGACGACUUUGUUCUUGAGCAUCUCAACCAGAUCAGCCUAGAGGUUUCCGAAGCAGAAACUGAGGCACGAAAGUUGUAUGCUGAGAAUUAUCUCAACUACCUCGACUUUACAGCAUCCAAUGACCCGGUGGCCCUCAAGAAUCGGGAUAAGUUGUCAGUUUCUGUGCCACCAGUGGAGAUUGCUGCCCCAACAACACCAGAACCAAAGCCUGAAAGUGGUCGUUCAGCCCGACGAUUUGCGACUGAGCGUGACCUGGAGCGCGUUUUGGAGGCUUCUAUGCGCGAAGACGAGGAAAGAAAGGAACGCGAACUCAGAGUACAGAAGGAGAAGUAUCGAAGCGAUAAGGAAGCCGUCAUUCCCGACAUGUAUUGGGACAAGGAGCAGCGUGCAGAAGCCCAAUUCGAUGACCGCACCGGCUACGUCCCACAAGAUCGCCUUGUUGCUGCCUGGCAAGUCCUUGCUCCAUUCGAUAACUUUACAACUGAGGAGAACGAAUUGUUUGAAAGGCGCUAUCUCGAGCACCCCAAGCAGUGGGGUAAGAUUGCUGAAGUUAUUCCCCAUCGUUCCUUCGGUACCUGCAUUCAGUACUACUACUUGAUGAAGAAGGAGUUGAACCUCAAAGAUAAAUUGCGAAAGCAGCCUAAGAGACGCAAGAAGGGUAGAGGUAAGCAGCGAUCAAGCGCUCUCGUUUCGGAGCUUGGUAAUGGAGAUGGAGAGACCGAGGAGAACCAAGAAACAGGCGAGAACGGCGAGAGACGUCGCCCGCGCCGUGCUGCUGCUCCUACAUGGGGCUUUGAACAGCCUGCUGCUACCGACGCAGAUACUUCGACGCCGGCAUCUACGCCCGGGCGAAGAGCCAGAGGCGAUGCUGCCGAGAAGCCUGACGGACGUCGGGGUCGAAGAAAGGCCAAGGAGAAGGAGGCCAAGCCGCUUAAGCCAAACCAGGCCUCAUCAACAGCAACGACCCCUGGAGGAGGAAAAGGUCGCCCUGUUUCACGAAGCCAACCCCCAGAUGCACCACCCAACCCUGUGGAAACUCGACCAAUGCCAACGCACUACGAUCAAGGCAUGCCUUCGUCUAUUCAGGCACCAUUCUCGGUUCAUUCGCAUUCAUCUACUGGUAUGGAUCGACAGAAGGUCUUGGCCCCUAGUAUACCGGAAGGCCUGGCACCACCUGCAUUGCGCCCCGAGCCGCCAUCGCAACAGCCACAGCCUGUUGGAGGUGCCGCGGGAUUCAACUCCAAAGCGCCAGUCCAAGCUUCUAGCUACUGGAGUGUAUCUGAAUCUAACGACUUCCCACAUCUCCUAAAGGCGUUUGGCUCCGACUGGACUGCCAUUGCUGCGCAUAUGGGCUCUAAGACAGCCGUUAUGGUUAAGAAUUACUUUAUGCGACAAAAGGAUUCAGGGAAAGCCGAAUGGGGCCUAUUUGUGCAAGAAUCUGACGAAAAGCGCCGACGAGGAGAAAAGUGUCCCGACCCGCCACAACCUGCAAGCGCUACAACCCGCGUCCGUCGAUACGAUGUCGCGUUGCCUGGCACCUCUCGACCACUUGCUGCAGCGCCGUCUAUGGAUGAGACUUCGCCUAUGAAGAUGGAUCCUCUACAAUCUGGGCGUAGCCAGCCGUUUUCCAACUAUGGCGGUGUUCCCAUUGCCAAAGCUCCAGGUCAACCUCCCCUGGCCAUGGCUAGCCAGCAAGCAGGAUCGCCAACCCUCCGCCCCGGCCGUCCACCAAUGCAGCCGUAUCCUUACUCGGAACGCGAUGCCAAGCACUCUUCAAUGCCACCACAGCCUGGAUCAGGUGUUCCCGAGCUUCGCGAGCAACGACCGCUUAGCACUCAUCCAGACAUGAUGCGUGAUAGGCAAGCUGCGGAAAUGCAGCUCCGUGAUGACCGCCAUGGUAUGCGUAUCAAGGAUGAGCAGCAUAGAUAUGACCCCUAUAGCCAUCACCGCCAAGAUCCCAUGAGACAAUAUCCUCCGGCGCCUCCUGGACGAGGCGGCCUGCUUGGAGACCCUCGACCUGCACAGUCUCCUCCGCUAGGUCCACCGUCCAGACCUGUCGCGGGCCAUCAACAACGACCAGCUUCUGGAGAACUUUAUCCACCACCCCAAAGCAGUACCCCGGUCCCUAUGGGUGGACCAUCGCGAGCUCCUGAACCUCGCAAGACGUCAAGCAUCAUGUCGCUGCUCAACGACGAUCCGCCACCCGCGCCUAAACGCGUUAACGAGGUCAGCGGACCAGGACCCUCGUCAACGCCUCCUCCCCCUCCCAUGGCUCGACCGCCACCUGCUCCCGCUGCUCAGAUGCGACGUGAGCCUGAAAGCCACUACUCACCUUAUGGAAGAACUCCACCUGGAGGGCCAUCCGGCAUGCCGUCACUUAAGCCUACUUAUGGAGGCUCACCAGGGCAGCCGCCACACAUGGGUGUUGCUUCGCGUGGCGAGCCACCCGCCAGUGAGAGAGACUACUACAGGCAGAGCACAUACCAGGGCAGCGCGACGAACUCGCCUCAAACCUCGCAUCGCUAUCCUGCGCCUGGACAGUCUCCUUAUCAGCCACCGGCUGCGUAUCCGUACGUAAGUGGCUCACAACCGCCACCUGCUGGGUCUCCCCAACUACAAUAUGCCCGCGGCCGUGAGCCUCCGCCACCCAGAGAUGGCGGCUGGUCCUCAUCAGGGCAUCAUACCCCCGUUCCCAAGUCAUCGCCGGUGCCACCACCUCCGCAGUCGUGGUCACCAGCGCCGCCUAGCCACAUGGGAGGAAGAGACGACAGGGGUUACAGCCGUUAUCCUCCACCAACGGCCUCUAGACCGCCCGAGCCUGUGCCGCCUCCCUCGUCCGCCUAUGGCCGCUACUCCUCGACGCCUGGACGACCAGAUCCUCGCGAGCUUCCAGGCAGAAGCUACACUCCUGUUGGCUAUGAUUCGCGUGGUCCCCCUCCCCCUCCUCCAGGACAUGGCUAUGGCGAUCCCCGAGGUGAUCCUCGCGGCGACCCAAGAGGUGACCCGAGAGGUGACCCGAGAGGCGAUCCCAGAGUCGAUCCACGGGAUCAUAUGAACCGUGGACUUCGCCCGCAAAAUUACGAGAGACCCCCUGAUAGAUAUGGUAGAUAGCGCAGUGCGCUACAGCUCAAUUGUUUGGGAAACUUAGCACUCUGAUGUACGAGAAGGAAGAUGCUUUUUAUACAUGUUUCAUUUUUAGUAAGGUGUUGGAUUAUAUUAUUGGCGUCUUUGGUACUCCAGUAUGCCUCGUGUAUAAAUACAGUAUUAUUUGAACAAUUCUUUUAUUAUUUUC
This is a messenger RNA of [Torrubiella] hemipterigena, 5834 nucleotides long. Lineage: Eukaryota; Fungi; Ascomycota; Sordariomycetes; Hypocreales; Clavicipitaceae. The record is from the annotation of a GenBank genome assembly.